AUGAAGUACAUUCACAGCCAGGAGUCGCUGAACAUCCCCGAGGGUGUCAAGGUGCACAUCAAGACGAGGGUUGUCACCGUUGAGGGUCCCCGAGGCUCUCCCCGCGGUGAUUUGGGAGCCCGGCAAUGGCGAGACGCGAGGAUUGACGGUCUCAUAGGCAAGCUCACCAAGGACCUCGGUCACCUUGCGGUCUCCUUCCAGCACCCCAAGAAGGACCAGAUCAACAUUGAGCUCCACCAUGGCUCCCGCAAGAACGUCGCCACCCUCCGGACCGUCCGCACCAUCAUCAACAACCUGAUCAUCGGUGUCACCAAGGGCUUCAAGUACAAGAUGCGCUACGUCUACGCCCAUUUCCCCAUCAACGUCAACCUCGAGAAGAACAACGAGACUGGCCUGUUCGAGGUCGAGAUCCGUAACUUCCUGGGCGAGAAGAUUGUCCGCAGGGUCGUCAUGCAGCCCGGUGUCGACGUCGUCGCGUCGAAGAACGUCAAGGACGAGCUCCAGCUCACCGGUAACGACCUGGAGAGCGUCUCCCAGAGCGCCGCCGAUAUCCAGCAGAUCUGCCGUGUGAGGAACAAGGAUAUCCGGAAGUUCUUGGACGGUCUGUACGUCUCCGAGAGGGGCAACGUCAUCGAGGAGUAA
This is a messenger RNA of Aplosporella prunicola CBS 121167, 642 nucleotides long. RefSeq lists its product as uncharacterized. The transcript has 5 exons. NCBI's taxonomy places the organism in Eukaryota, Fungi, Ascomycota, Dothideomycetes, Botryosphaeriales, Aplosporellaceae. Gene Ontology annotation, cellular component: cytosolic large ribosomal subunit; ribosome. The coding region runs from base 1 to 642 and encodes 213 amino acids. Gene Ontology annotation, molecular function: structural constituent of ribosome; rRNA binding. Gene Ontology annotation, biological process: cytoplasmic translation. The record is from RefSeq and is a predicted model, not a curated record.